AUGGCCACCAUCACGACGGUUCCCUUGCACAUCUUGACCGACAUUCUUUGGCACUCCGCGCUCUACGGAGGCCUUGCCUUUGGCCUCGCGGGCCUUGCCCGUUUUUUGUACCUCGCCUUCAUCUAUCCCAACUUUGUGUCUCCUCUGCGCGACCUUCCGGGUCCAAAGCUCCUCAACCAGUUCCGCUCCGGCGACCCCGAGCAGCCCUACACGGACUGGAUGCAGCAGUGGCCCGAUGCGCCGCUGAUCCGCUACCGGGAGACCGGCGUGGCGGCCGAGGGCCUGCUGAUCAACAGCGCCGCUGCGUACCGCGACGUCAUGCAGUCGCAGACGUGCUACGCGUACGAGCGCUCGGUGCCGUUCCGCCGCCUGAUUGGCGACAUUAUCGGCGUCGGCCUCGUGUUUGCCGAGGGCAGCGAGCACCGCGCCCAGCGAAAGGCGCUGGGCGGCCUGUUCACCGUCGGCAACAUCAAGGCGUAUCUGCCGACGCUGCAGGCCAAGGCCGGGCGUCUUGUGGCCGAGAUGGACCGCGCCAUUGAUGGCGCUGCGGCGGGGACGGACGGCACCAGCGGCCGCGUCGACUGCAAGCAGCUGUAUGCCAAGAUCACGCUCGACGUGAUUGGCAUUUUUGCGCUGGGCAUCGACUUUGACAACUUUGCGACGCGCACGCCCUUCCAGUCCAGCUACGAGGCCAUGUUCGACCUGUCGACGGCCGGCAUGCUGCUGGCCGCCAUCAACCUGGUGGUGCCGAUCCGCUGGCUGCCCCUCAAGGCGAACCGGGAGUUUAUGGACGCCAGCACCGAGCUGCGCGGCAUUCUGACGGGCAUCACCGAGGCCCGCAUUCGCUCCGUGGGCGAGGCGGCGGCGGCCGACAGCAAGGAAACAAAGACAGCCAAGACUGCUGCAACGACGUCGGCGGCCAGUCCCACCAAAGACGUCAAAGACCUCCUCACGUACAUGGUCGAGACCAAGUACCGCGCGGUCGACCCGGCCAGCCGCUGGUCCAAGGAGGAGCUCAUCGAGCAGGUCCUCAACUUCAUGGCCACGGGCCACGAGACCACGGCGGGCGCGCUGACGUUUGCCACGCACGAGCUGGGGCGGCACCCCGACGUGGUGGCCAAGCUGCGCCGCGAGGCCCUGACGCUGCCCGCGGCACCCUCCUUUGCCGAGAUUGACCGCCUCCCCUACCUCGACGCCGUGCUGCGCGAGUGCCUCCGCGUCCAGACGCCCGUGGCCGGCAUCCCCCGCGUCGCCCAGCACGACGUCGUCGUCGCCGGCCGCUUUGUCCCCAAGGGCACCACCCUCAUGCCCAUCCCCGCCGUGCUGCACCGCAACACGCUGCUCUGGGGCGACGACGCCGCCGUCUUCAACCCGGACCGCUGGCUCGCGGACCCCGGCACCGGCGGCGCCGUCGACCGCGACACGUACGCCUGGGUGGCGUUCGGCCACGGCCCGCGCGCCUGCAUCGGCCGCGCCCUGGCGUCGCUCAAUGUCAAGGUCGUGCUGCUGGCCCUGGUGCGGCACUUUACGUGGGAGUCGGUGCACAAGGGCAAGCUGCCGGUGGUCAACCCGUCGGGCCAGCUGCGGCCGAGCGGGGAGGUGUGGUUGAAGGUGGCGCGUGUUGACGAUGGCGUGGUCGCUGAGGCCACGUAG
Messenger RNA from Sporothrix brasiliensis 5110, 1653 nucleotides. Its product is annotated as cytochrome p450 monooxygenase. Lineage: Eukaryota; Fungi; Ascomycota; Sordariomycetes; Ophiostomatales; Ophiostomataceae. The coding region runs from base 1 to 1653 and encodes 550 amino acids. The transcript has 2 exons. The record is from RefSeq and is a predicted model, not a curated record. Gene Ontology annotation, molecular function: oxidoreductase activity, acting on paired donors, with incorporation or reduction of molecular oxygen; heme binding; monooxygenase activity.